AGGACUACAACUCCCACGAUGCCGCGCCACCGCCCCCCCGGCUUCCGGUGCUGCGCAGUUUCCGGAGCGGAUCGCAACCCGGAGUCCGGAUCCGAUCCCGCUCUGCAUAUUCCAAAGGAGUCAGCGAUGGCUGAAGAUGGCAACGAGGAGAUCAUGUUCAUCUGGUGUGAAGACUGUAGCCAGUACCAUGACUCUGAGUGUCCUGAGCUGGGCCCUGUGGUCAUGGUCAAGGACUCCUUUGUGCUGAGCAGGGCAAGGUCCUCCCUCCCCUCCAACCUGGAGAUCAGACGCCUGGAUGAUGGGGCAGAAGGCGUGUUUGCAGUAACACAGCUUGUCAAACGCACGCAGUUUGGCCCCUUUGAGUCAAGGAGGGUCGCCAAGUGGGAGAAGGAAUGUGCGUUCCCCCUGAAGGUGUUCCAGAAGGAUGGGCAUCCCGUGUGCUUUGACACCUCCAACGAGGAUGAUUGCAAUUGGAUGAUGCUGGUGCGGCCGGCGCUGGAGCCAGGGCACCAGAACCUGACAGCCUACCAGCGUGGCAGUGAUGUGUACUUCACGACCUCUCGGGACAUUCCCCCAGGCACUGAGCUGCGAGUGUGGUAUGCUGCCUUUUAUGCCAAGAAGAUGGAGAAGCCCAUGCUGCGGCAGGCCUGCUCCAGCAUUCAGGGUGCCCCUGAGCCCAGCGUCCCUGUGGAGCCCGAGCGUGGCCAGUGGGCGUGUAAGGUGUGUUCCAGCACUUUCCUGGAGCUGCAGCUCCUGAAUGAGCAUCUCUUGGGUCACCUGGAGCAAGCCAAAAGCCUUCCUGCAGGCGGCCAGCCUGAGGCGGCAGCUCCUGAAAAGGAGGCCAGAGCACCACAGGAGGAGCCUCCUGCAAGAGCAGAGAGCCCGAGCGUGCAGAGUGUCCGGAGUGUUGGGGCCACCACAGAAGCCAAGAAGAAGCCUCGAAGGGGCAGGAAGCCCAAAGUGUCCAAAGUCGAGCAGCCUGGGGUCAUUGUCAAAGACAAGGAGCCUACAGAGCAUGUGGCAGAGAUCAUCGCUGAAGUCCCUCCUGAUGAGUCUGUGAGCACAACACCGGAUGAGCGGAUGAUGGAGCUGGUGUUGGGGAAGCUGGCCACCCCCACGAAUGACGUCAGCUCGGUGCCCAAGUUCACGCAUCAUCCGACCGGCACCAUCGCCCUCAAGAGGGGCUUGGUUCUGUCCAACAGACACGGGGUCCGGCGGAAGCUUGUGCGUCAGCUGAGUGAACACAAGCGUGUCCAUCAGUGUGGCACCUGCAGCAAGGUCUUCCAGAACAGCAGCAACCUGAGCCGGCACGUGCGCUCGCACGGUGACAAGCUGUUUAAAUGUGAGGAAUGUUCAAAGCUGUUCAGUCGAAAGGAGAGUCUAAAGCAACAUGUUUCAUACAAGCACAGCAGGAAUGAGGUGGACGGCGAGUACCGCUAUCGUUGUAGCAGCUGUGGGAAGACCUUCCGCAUGGAGAGCGCGCUGGAGUUCCACAACUGCAGGACAGAUGACAAGACGUUCCAAUGUGAGAUGUGUUUCAGAUUCUUCUCCACCAACAGCAACCUCUCCAAGCAUAAGAAGAAGCACGGAGACAAGAAGUUCGCCUGUGAGGUCUGCAGCAAGAUGUUCUACCGCAAGGACGUCAUGCUGGACCACCAGCGACGGCACCUGGAAGGUGUACGGCGUGUGAAGCGAGAAGACUUGGAGGCCAGCGGGGAAAGCCUGGUCCGCUACAAGAAGGAACCUUCUGGAUGCCCCGUGUGUGGCAAGGUAUUCUCCUGCCGGAGCAACAUGAACAAACACCUGUUGACACACGGCGACAAGAAGUACACCUGUGAGAUCUGCGGACGGAAGUUCUUCCGCGUGGACGUACUCAGGGACCACAUCCACGUCCACUUCAAGGACAUUGCGCUGAUGGAUGACCACCAGCGGGAGGAAUUCAUCGGCAAGAUCGGGAUCUCCUCAGAGGAAAACGACGAGAACUCUGACGAGAGCGCAGACUCAGAGCCACACAAGUACAGCUGCAAGAGGUGUCAGCUCACCUUCGGCCGUGGGAAGGAUUACCUGAAGCACAUCAUGGAGGUCCACAAGGAGAAGGGCCACGGCUGCAGCAUCUGCCACCGGCGCUUUGCGCUCAAGGCCACCUACCACGCCCACAUGGUCAUCCACCGCGAGAACCUGCCUGACCCCAACGUGCAGAAGUACAUUCACCCCUGUGAGAUCUGUGGGCGAAUUUUCAACAGCAUCGGGAACCUGGAGCGUCACAAACUCAUCCACACAGGGGUGAAAAGCCACGCCUGUGAGCAGUGCGGGAAGUCCUUUGCCAGGAAGGACAUGCUGAAAGAACAUAUGCGUGUGCAUGACAACAUCAGAGAGUACCUGUGUGCCGAGUGCGGGAAAGGCAUGAAGACCAAGCACGCACUGCGCCACCACAUGAAGCUGCACAAGGGCAUCAAGGAGUACGAGUGCAAGGUGUGCCAUCGCAAGUUUGCGCAGAAGGUCAACAUGCUGAAGCACUGCAAGCGGCACACGGGGAUUAAAGACUUCAUGUGUGAACUGUGUGGGAAGACUUUCAGUGAGAGGAACACCAUGGAAACCCACAAGCUCAUCCACACAGUGGGCAAGCAGUGGACGUGCUCCGUGUGCGACAAGAAAUACGUCACCGAGUACAUGCUGCAGAAGCACGUGCAGCUGACCCAUGACAGAGUGGAGGCCCAGAGCUGCCAGCUGUGUGGCACCAAGGUGUCCACCCGGGCCUCCAUGAGCAGACACAUGCGGCGCAAGCACCCUGAGGUUCUCGCUGUGCGGAUUGAUGAUCUGGACCCCCUCCCCGAGACCACCACCAUUGAUGCCUCCUCCAUCGGCAUUGUCCAGCCCGAGCUGGGCCUGGAGCAGGAGGAGCUGUCUGAAGGUAAGCACAGGAAGGCAGCCAAGCGCAGCCACAAGAGGGAGCAGAAGCCAGAGGAGAGGGCAGGGGCACCAGUGCCCGAGGACACCGCCUUCAGCGAGUACCCAGAAAAGGAGCCUGAGUUCACAGGCGGCGUGGGUGACGAGACCAACUCUGCUGUGCAAAGUAUCCAGCAGGUGGUGGUGACCCUGGGAGACCCUAAUGUGACUGCUCCAUCCAGCUCUGUGGGCCUGACCAACAUCACCGUGACCCCCAUCACCACUACAGCUGGAACUCAGUUUACCAAUCUGCAGCCAGUGGCAGUGGGACACCUCACCACCCCUGAACGCCAGCUACAGCUGGACAACUCCAUCCUGACCGUGACCUUUGACACCGUCAGUGGCUCUGCCAUGUUGCACAACCGCCAAAAUGAUGUCCAGAUCCACCCCCAGCCAGAAGCCUCGAACCCACAGUCCGUGGCCCACUUCAUCAACCUCACCACCCUGGUGAACUCCAUCACUCCCCUGGGAAACCAGCUCAGUGAGCAGCACCCUCUCACAUGGCGGGCCGUGCCCCAGACAGACGUGCUGCAGCCACCACAGCCCCCCUCAGCCCCGCAGCAGGCAGCACAGCCCCAGGUGCAGAGCGAGCAGCAGCAGAUGUACAGCUACUGAGCUGCAGCCGUAGAACCCGCCCGAGCUGCCUGCAGGGCUCUGGGGCCUUGAGGUUUGCUUGCUGGAUACCAAACGGGAACGGUGUGCACUUGGCGGUGUCACGGAGGUGGGCUUAGCUUUACAGAGUCAGCUCUAGGUUCCCAGCAGUGCCACAGCCCGUUGGCGUAGCUGGCGAUGGGACCUUUGGCGGGCAGGAGCUUAGGAGUUCCGCCUCACCAGGGUGCUGUGGCCUGGCCGGGCCACACUGUUGCCCUCAGAACUGUGUGAUUGUCACAGGACUCAGGGACACAAAGAGAGGCAGGGUCCUAGAGGCCAGUACGAUGUCCUGCGGGCCAAGGCCGUUUGUCUCUGUUUCUUCAGCAGCUCAUUUUUCUAGUAGCAUAAAUAGUAUUCACGGCUGCACAGACGAGCCCAGGUCUCCCCUGGCUCUCGGUUUUGUCGGCAGCAGGCGGGGCGAGGUGAAAGUCAGGCCUUCUCCAAAAUCUGUGGCCUGGGCAAGGGAUCACAUGAGCCCCCAGCUCCGGCACCAAAGGCAUCUUGGGAAUAUCCAUCAGCUGAUUUUCAAUAUGGUCUUUUCAUUUUGUUUCAUACCUGUCUUAUGUAUUCAAGACUUUCUUGUGGCCAAUAUUGAUUUUUAUUGUAUUUUAACAUAAAGUCGUUUGCACUGUAGGGCUGUUUGUCCAUGUCCAGCUGUGCACAGCUGCCUGCGUGCAAAGGCACAUGCAGUUGUGUGCAAGGAGCCAGCCUUCACGCUCGCAUCCUGAGGCUCCUCUAGCGCCGUCUCAGGACUCUGUCAUCCAAGCCUGUUAUGACUGGCGUGCACACCCUGAACAGAGGACACGGAAGGAACCCGGUUUUUUCUUUCUGUUGUAAGCCUUCAUUCCAAAGGUUGAUGUGUCUGAAGAGCAAUUUCCUUACGAAGUGUGGUUGAGUGUGGCUCUGCAGAGGGACUUCUGUGGGUGGGGGUGAGAGCAACAGAGGUCAGUGUGGCUGUGGAGGACAGUGCUUCCCAAAGCCCUGAGGGGACACAGCCAGUACAUGUGUGUGCCAUCCCAGAGGCGAUGGACUAGGCUCUUCUGGUGGCCAUCUGCCAUCACCAGCACAAGGACGCAGACAGGUGCAGGGGGAGACGUCUGGUUUUGCUCCCCUAAUCUGUUUUUAACACCAUGCAAAGUGCAAGGGGAACUUGCUUUACUUUGUCCUUGACCUUAUGUGUCCUGGAUGUGGCGGGACUACUGGCAGCCCACCCUCAGCAGGCAGAGGAGGCUGCACCAGGCUCGGGCAGCUUGUGUCAGACAGAACACAGCCCUCAAACCCUCCCUGCGUCCACGCUUACAUCUCAGUGGAAUGCGUAGUGGAAUUCUAGGACUUCCUAAUUUAUGACAAUUGUUUUUAUGUUAUUUAUGUGUAUAAUUAACUACUUUUACACAGUACUUUUAUCAUUGAACUUGGGCUAAGGAUGAAUUAUUUUCUAAAAUAUUGCCUCUAUUCUCCAAAUAUAUAUAGUCCAGGUAGCCAUGGAAACAGCAGAGGACUGGGGGCUCUUACCAUGUUUUUAAAGACCAAUGACCGUCCCUCUCUGCCUUUAACAUCAACUCAAAGAAAGUGAGCAAAGUCCAAACAGGUCCAAACAAGCCUUGGGCUCGAUUGAACAUCUACUAGUGUUUAACUCUUAUUCUCUUCCCUGUGAAAUA
Molecule: messenger RNA, 5255 nt
Organism: Nannospalax galili (Upper Galilee mountains blind mole rat)
Lineage: Eukaryota; Metazoa; Chordata; Mammalia; Rodentia; Spalacidae
Gene: Prdm15
Product: PR/SET domain 15
Exons: 24
Coding region: 19-3561 (1180 amino acids)
Biological process (GO): regulation of transcription by RNA polymerase II; cell fate commitment
Cellular component (GO): nucleus; cytoplasm
Molecular function (GO): RNA polymerase II cis-regulatory region sequence-specific DNA binding; DNA-binding transcription factor activity; histone deacetylase binding
Source: RefSeq, a predicted model, not a curated record